Molecule: messenger RNA, 1044 nt
Organism: Microthlaspi erraticum
Lineage: Eukaryota; Viridiplantae; Streptophyta; Magnoliopsida; Brassicales; Brassicaceae
Source: the annotation of a GenBank genome assembly
AUGGCAAAACAAAAACGGAAGACCCGUCGCGAUCCAGUUUCUCCUGAGCCUACGCCGACUCCAUCACCUCCGAGUGCCGAUGCAGCUGUGAUGACUCUUCACACUGGAUUUCGCGUUCCUCGCGGUCUUUCCGAUCCUCUCUCUGCCUCUAUGACUUCAUUUGACAAUGUUCAUAGUCCCUUCUUCCUCCACUGCGGCGAUCACCCAGGUAACCUUGAUCUCUCUACCUAUUACAUUAAGAAGAAAACACUCUGGGAGCAAUUGGCUAACACUAAAGCAUCCACGGUGAAGAGGUGUAAUUGUGAUCAUGUCAAGGAACUUUUGGAAGAAGCCGAAACUAGCCGUAUCAUUCAGUUCCUUAUGGGUCUUAAUGAUAAUUUUGCGAACAUUCGAGGUCAGAUUCUAAACAUGAAGCCGAGACCUGGGUUGACAGAGAUCUACAACAUGCUUGUUGGUGGAGGUGGCUCCUCUACUUUCUCUCCUUCCGCUGCUUUCCAAGUUCAAGCCUCUCCUGUUGAUGACUCCUCUGCCAUCCUUCUCUCUCAGGGCUCAUAUCAGAAACCCCAAUGUUCUCACUGUAACAGGCUUGGUCACACUGCUGAGAAAUGUUAUAAGUUGCACGGAUAUCCCCCAGGGUCUCAGACUCGUUGGAAGAAACCUCAGACCAUUGGGAAUGCGAAUCUGGCAACGACUCAGCUCCAAGCUCCAGCAGAACAGAAGAUUGAAGGUUCUGCUGCUUCUUCUCCUAUCAUGUCCAAUGAUCAGAUUCAGACUAUGAUUUCGUAUCUUAGUUCCAAGCUUCAUGUUUCUACUGUUGAUCCUACACCCGAUAAGCCUUGUGCAUCGACUUCAACCUCUGUGCCUGUUAUUUCUCAAAUUUCAGGUACUUUCCUUGAUCUAUAUUCCAAUUCCUAUUACGACAUGCUUGUUUCUUCUAUAUCUAAAGAACCGGCUGUGUCUCCUAGGGUUUGGGUUAUAGAUUCAGGAGCCACUCACCAUGUUAGGCCCUGUUUGUUUCCUCAUCUGGAUGGAGUAUGCAGAUGA